This is a messenger RNA of Acanthoscelides obtectus, 1841 nucleotides long. The record is from the annotation of a GenBank genome assembly. NCBI's taxonomy places the organism in Eukaryota, Metazoa, Arthropoda, Insecta, Coleoptera, Chrysomelidae.
UAUAACUCAACUUCGGUUAAAACCCAAGCAGAAGUGUACAAUUUUUUGGGUAUAUUAUGUUUAUUUUACAUUGCCGUUAUUAUUUAUACGAAAACUUUGUAAUUUUACCAAUAAACAUUAUUAUUAUAUGUCUUGAAAACUAUCAACUUUAUAAAAAAGUUCAGGGGAACUCAUUUUUCUCAAAAAUUAACCAAAAACCCUAAAAAAAAUCAAUUGAUACUGAUACAAUUUUGGGCCUGGUAACAUGCAUACAAGUUAAAUGAGAUUAUGCAAAAAACAAAUCAAAAUAUUUAUCCGAGCAGAUGCCAAGAUACUUCCUAUACUAUACCUGCAACCAGAAACCCUUAUAAUUAUCGUAAUAUUGUUCGUAGAAACCAAGAAGUCCUUCCAUGGUCAACAAGGACUCUCAGUCAGUAGGCAUAAAAGAAUGAGAACGUGCUACUUCAGCAGAUCCGUGAUAGCUCUAUGUUUGGUUCUAAAGAUAUCGUAGUUCUUAGAAUAGUUUACUGUUCCAAUGCCUUUAUUGUAGGACUUAGACCUAACCAUAACCUUGAAGCAACCCCUAAAUGGUCGAGUAAAAGGGAAAUGCAAGGAUAGCCGAAAAGGAAAGACCUAUUACUCGUUCACCAACAUACCUUACGCAGAACCACCCAUAGGAAAUAAGAGAUUGCAGAGACCCGAACCUGCAAAAGCCUGGGACGGAAUCUUAAAUGCUAUCGAUUUAGAAAGACAAUGCAUAAAAGAUCCAAUUAUGCAGACUGGAAUUAUACGUGGCACCGAAGAUUGCUUGGUUCUUAACGUAUAUACACCUAAGAAAUGCUGACAGCAGUUACUGGUGCUAUAAUGAUCAGUGGGUCAUGCUUGUCACCAUUUGGUUUUGGAUUGGAUUCAAAAGCUAGAUCAAACGCUUUCAUGGUAGGGCGGGAACUGGGAUUGGAUUUGGAUGAAUCUUCUGAAAAUAGCUCAACUAUUCUUUUAGAAAAGAUCCAAAGUAUACCAGCUGAUAAGUUCAUUCGUAUAGCCAGAGCUCCUUUCACGCCCCAUAAAGGUGACGAUGGAAACGGCAUCAAGUUUGCACCAGUUUUCUCCAAAGAUUUUUACCCAACGGCACCAAUGACCGACGCUGUAGAUGAGGGCAAUUUCCACAAAGUUCCACUUCUGUUUGGUAUUAAUUCAGAGGAAUGUCUUACUCCUCAAUAUCUGGGAUUUUUGACACAAAUUCAACGAAAAGCCAUAGUGUGGGAUAACGAUAUUUCGAAAAUGAUAGAUUUGAAUGUCAACAUACCUGACAGGCUUGAGGCUGCUGCAGAUAUGAAGGCAAUUUAUACUAAUAGGAAGUUUUUCUCGGAUGUGGCAGCAAUUGUGAAGUUCUGCACUGAUGAUGAAUUCACGUUGCCUGUAGGAAGACAUGCAGAAAGUGCAUCGAAAUAUGGCAUCCCAGUAUACAUGUAUCAGUUUGCUUAUCAAUUUCUCCCAUCACACUUAAUACCAGGUGUAGAAGGGGUUGCUCACGCCGAAGAUUUGUUCCUUUAUUGGAAUUCGGGGAUAACUACGAUUAACGAGAAGCUAAUCCCCAAUUUUGAGCUGAUAAGAAAGAGAAUGGUGAAAUUAUUGAGCAAUUUUGUAAAAUACAAGAAGCCAGUCGUUGGUGAAGAUCCGCUUUUCCAAAACCUAGCAUGGCCAAAAUUUGACAGCCAGAAGCUGCAGUAUAUGAAGAUAGAUGUCAAUUUAGAAGUGCUUUCUGAUAUGAGAAACUACACCGCAAAAAAGGAGGUCUAUGAUAAAUAUGUACAAAAACCAACAUCUGUUUAUUAAAGAUUUUGUAUCUUCUGAUAAAAUAA